This is a messenger RNA of Salvelinus sp. IW2-2015, 211 nucleotides long. The record is from RefSeq and is a predicted model, not a curated record. NCBI's taxonomy places the organism in Eukaryota, Metazoa, Chordata, Actinopteri, Salmoniformes, Salmonidae.
CACAGGGAUUUAGAUACAAGUUGCACUCCCAUACCCCGGAUGCAAUUAUUGUGUUUGUUUCGGCAGAGAAGGAGAUGCCUCUGCCCAUACAGGUCUUUAACUUUCAGGGGGCUGUUGAGCCGAUGCAGAUCGAUGCUGACCCCCAGGAAGACCAGCAGAAUGCUCCAGACACCAACUAUGUGGUGGAAAACCCCACACUGGACUUGGAGCA